Messenger RNA from Pochonia chlamydosporia 170, 1335 nucleotides. RefSeq names its product cAMP-dependent protein kinase regulatory subunit. NCBI's taxonomy places the organism in Eukaryota, Fungi, Ascomycota, Sordariomycetes, Hypocreales, Clavicipitaceae. The record is from RefSeq and is a predicted model, not a curated record. Gene Ontology annotation, molecular function: transcription coactivator activity. Gene Ontology annotation, biological process: regulation of transcription by RNA polymerase II. The transcript has 4 exons. Gene Ontology annotation, cellular component: SAGA complex. Bases 1 to 1335 code for a protein of 444 amino acids.
AUGCCCGAUAUCGACCCCGCGGCCUUGAGCCGUCCGGCGGUCAGCCUAUCGACUCCGACUCUAUCGAAUAAGACUCUGUCCAUCACUGCGCCGGGAUCAGGGAAGCCUGUGAAGACUAGCCAGAUAAUUCCCGCCCGCAUUGACUUGGAGCCGCUGUACGCGGUGCUCAAGGGUGCCAUUGGCGGAGAGCAAUGGCUGAUAUAUAAAGAGUCGACGGCCGAGUUUUUAACCGGACGUCUGAGCCAAACCGAAUACUCGGAGCGAAUAGAUCCCAUCCUCGCAGACAGCACAGGCGAAAAGGAUCAUCUUCAUAACCAGCUCAUCGCUGGCAUACUCGGCAAUGUGACACGAGAGAUGCCCGACCUUGGGCUGGCCCCUUGGGUCAGCGCGAAUGAUAAGCCCAUGCCCGGCGCUGGCAGUAAGCCUGUCACCGGCGAUGCUACGGAACGCAGAUUGAAAGGAGAGGUCAUGCAAUUGCCGCCCCGAGACCGCAGGCGCAUUAAGGACCUUGUCCAUAAUGAUUAUGAUCCUCAGGAGAGUUUAUCAAACCUAUUUACAGACACACACCGCAAAUCAUCAGCAACUGCGGAGGCUGUUCCAAGCACCGCCACUGGAAUCAACAACAUGAACUUUGAUUUGGAAAUUCGAAAACGAUUCGCUCAACCGUUGGCUAUCGAGUCGGGGGAGUUUCCGGAUGUUGGCGUUAUAACUGGACGCAUGUUGCCCUUCUGCUAUGAAGCAGGGCUGCCCAGUGGCCACGUAACAGAGGCUCCGCAACUUGUAACCAUCGCAACAGAGACAUUUAUUAAGGAAGUAUUAACCCAGAUAUUCAGCCGCACACGGAGCAAUGGUGCUGGCGAUUCCGGCAACGCGGGCUACGGCGUUGGCACGACAUGGAUUCAAACACACAAGUAUAAAAAGCAACUUCAUCAAGAGGAAGAGGCAGCCAUUCGUGGGGAAGUAACGCGCGAUAAAUCCGGACUUCUUCCGGUUGAGGCGAAGGCCGCAACUGAACGAGGACCCUUGGGCAUGGCGGAUUUGCGACUGGCGCUUGAAAUGGCAGACUCGGGCAUGUCUCAGUUCCCCAUUCUGACAACGCAAGUCAUCUACGGGUAUCGCGAAGGCGAGCUGGAACAGUGGGACGACUACACGUGGAUCAACGGCGAGCCUCCUGUUAUCGAGGAAAUUCACGAUGGCGAAGAUCCGAAAGCCCUCAUGAACGGACACGCGGACCCAAUGGAUCUAGAUCAGGAAAUCUGGUGGGACGGAGCAGACAACACCGACGUGGACAUGUUGGAUGGGAUGCUGGACUCGUGCCUCGCGGUGGGAUCAUAG